AUGCAGCACAAGAGGAAACACCAGCCCUCCGAGGCUGGCCAAAACCCCCAGAAACGUCAAAAGUCCGCCAAUGCAAAAAAUGCUCCCUCCAAGAAGCGCAAGGUCCCUGCUAGCGCACUACCAUGGAAGAAGGUCGAGGUGCCCGAGAUGUUUGACGAUGCCGAAGGUUUCUACGGCCUCGAGGUCAUUGAGGGCGUCGACGUCGUCAAGGAUGGCGACAAUGUGCAAUUCGUCGCUGCCAUACCCUCCGGCGACGAAAAGGACCACACCGACGCAGAGUUCGAGGGCUUCAGCGACUCCGAACCCGCCCCUGCCCAAUCCGAACCGGUGAUAGAGACCGCCGAGACGAGCACCAAGGCGGAACCAAAGAAGUCGAAGAAGGAGAAAAAGGCAGCAAGGGUGGAACAACAACAGCCCAAGGACGACAAGCCUGCAGACAAGACAGACGACGCCAGAGACGCCUCCGAGCGACCGCCAGAACAGCCAAAGAGCAAGAACCAGAAGAAGAAGAAGGAGAAGAAGGCCCAGCCCAAUCCCGACGACGCCAAGCUCGAGAGCAGCGGCUUCGCCGCCCUGGAAGAGGUCCAAGACGCCGACGAAGACCUCGACAUGACCCCCUGGGUCGACCUCGGCCUCUCGCCCGCUCUGGUCGCGGCUAUCGCCAAGCUCAAGUUCGCCAAGCCCACAAACAUCCAGUCCUCCACCAUACCCGACAUCCUGGCCGGCCACGACGUCAUCGGAAAGGCCUCGACCGGUUCCGGCAAGACCCUGGCCUUCUCCAUCCCCAUCGUCGAGGAAUGGGUCGACAAGCACGACGGCGACGGCAACGCCGACGGGGAGAGGCCCUCAAAGCCCGACAAUACGCCCUUCGCGCUGAUCCUGUCGCCCACGAGAGAGCUGGCACACCAGAUCACCAACCACAUCAAGAACCUCUGCGCAGGCUUGCUCAACGCCCCCUUCGUCUGCUCGGUGACGGGCGGCCUGUCCGUCUUCAAGCAGCAGAGACAGUUGGCCAAGGCCGACAUCGUCAUCGGCACGCCGGGACGUCUGUGGGAGGUCAUCAGCGGCAGCCGGGAGCUGCUCGCCGGGUUCAGGAAGAUCAGGUACCUGGUCGUCGAUGAGGCCGACAGGCUGCUGAGCGAGGGACACUUCAAAGAGGCCGGCCAGAUCCUCGACGCCCUCGAUCGCGAGGUGAUUGAAGACGAAGGAGAGGACUACGACAACGAGAAGGGCCUUUCGGACCGGCAGACGCUCGUCUUCUCGGCCACGUUCCACCAGGGGCUGCAGCAGAAGCUGGCGGGCAAGGGCAAAUGGGGUCUCAUGUCGGAGAAGGAGUCAAUGGAGUAUCUGCUCAAGAAGCUCAACUUCCGCGAGGAGAAGCCAAAGUUCAUCGACGUGAACCCGGCCAAGCAGAUGGCCGCCGGUCUGAAGGAGGGUCUCAUCGAGUGCGGUGCUAUGGAAAAGGACCUCUACCUCUACACCGUCAUCUUGCUCAACCCUAACCGCCGGACCCUCGUCUUCACCAACUCCAUCAGCGCCGUCCGCCGCCUUGCCCCCUUCCUGCAGAACCUCAAUAUCAACGCGACGGCGCUGCACUCGCAGAUGGCGCAAAAGGCCCGUCUGCGCUCCAUCGAGCGCUUCAAGGCCUCCAAGCCCAACACAACCGCCGUCCUCAUCGCCACCGACGUCGCCGCCCGCGGCCUCGACAUCCCCGGCAUCGACCAGGUCAUCCACUACCACGUGCCCCGCGCCGCCGACAUGUACGUCCACCGCUCCGGCCGUACCGCCCGCGCCGAGCGCACCGGCCUCAGCAUCAUCCUCUGCGGGCCCGACGAGGUCGUCCCCACCCGCCGCCUCGCCGCCAAGGUCCACGCCGAGCAGCACGAGCAGGCGACGGGCAAGAAGAAGUACCUCAUGCGCACCAUCGACAUUGACCGGCGCAUCGCCUCCCGCCUCAAGCCGCGCGUCGACCUCGCCAAGAAGCUCACCGACGCCACCCUCGCCAAGGAGAAGGGCACCAAGGACGAGGACUGGGUCCGCGCCGCCGCCGACGAGCUCGGCGUCGAGUACGACAGCGACGAGCUCGACAAGGCCGGCAGCUGGACCGGCCGCGGCAGCCAGCGCAAGAAGAAGCAGCAGGAGGACAAGAACAUGCCAAAGGCCGAGAUGGCCGCCAUGCGCGCCCAGCUGCGCGACCUGCUCUCCAGGCGCGUCAACACCGGCGUCAGCGAGAAGUACAUCACCUCCGGCACCCUCGACGUCGACGCGCUGCUGCGCGGCGGCGCCGGCGACUUCCUCGGCAAGGUCGACGGCCUAGACAUGGACGACUUCUAG
This is a messenger RNA of Colletotrichum graminicola M1.001, 2334 nucleotides long. Its product is annotated as DEAD/DEAH box helicase. Gene Ontology annotation, molecular function: RNA helicase activity; nucleic acid binding; ATP binding. The transcript has 3 exons. The record is from RefSeq and is a predicted model, not a curated record. The coding region runs from base 1 to 2334 and encodes 777 amino acids. Gene Ontology annotation, cellular component: nucleolus. Lineage: Eukaryota; Fungi; Ascomycota; Sordariomycetes; Glomerellales; Glomerellaceae.